AUAGCCUUUAUUAGAUGUGUGUAGAAAACAUGCAUCUGAAUAGUCACUUUUCAUUUAAAAGACUCUGUAGUCCCUUUUGUGGAAUUAGAGAUAAUUGCUUAUAAUCUUUGAAGGGUAAAAUGCAGCAUAGGAUCAGUACAUCAGUGGGAAUAAGAUGAAAUGUACACAAUAGCCAUGCUCACCAUAUACAGCAGUAUUUGCAGGGUCUUGUAGGCGAUGCCGUUAUUUUCCCAAAGUCGCUGAAAUACACCUGUUGAUUGUUUAAAUUGUCUCUUUUUCCAAAAAAAAAAAAAAAAAAAAAAACCCAGCUCUUCAGAAUUGAGAUGACUCUGAGUUGAUACAUUCGUGAGUGACACAUCACUAACUACUAGAUAGUAACUAGUAAGAAAAGCCUGUACAACUGUAGCCUCCAGUUUAGCAUCAUGCAAGUUGCAUAUCUAAAUCAUCACACUUUCCUGUGGUGAGUUGUUCAGGAUCCCAAACAUAUGUAUAUUGUUUCUUACUCUGUACAGCAUACUUAUCUUAAAAAAAAAAAAAAAAAAGCUAAAACAAAUAUGUAGCUCUUAAGUUUGAAGAAAAGUGAUUUGAUAUUAUAGUUCUAAUUUGAUAGAGAAUUUUUUCCCUAACAGACUUGUUCUGCUAAUUUAGGAAACUAUUUAUGUACAUAUUACUUAGCCAACCAAGACACAAAUUUUUCAUGAUGCUAAUCUGGUAGCUAUAAGCUUCAAUUAUUUGUUAGCACACUAUCCUCAUAGCUUUAAUGCAAAUCAGAUGCACAUUUUUGGCUGAUUGACGUGAAUGGAGUGCAGUCAUGAACUCAUCCAGUGUCUGUACCAGGAGAAAAAGUCACUGAGAAUAAAAAAAGAGUCACAAAACUUACUUUUCUUCUUCCCAUGAUCUUCAGGUAUUCCUGUUGAACAUGUGAUUUAUUCCAAAUAUUUCGCAGGGGUGAAGUGUGUUGAGGUAACAGGGUGAUUGGGUAUUGUGAAACUUAAAUGGACAUUUUUCAUAAUAGGUAAUGGAUGACUCAUGGAAAAGAAUGUUUUAUGCAUGAGAUCUUACAUGGAUUCACACAUUACUGCAAAAAUAACAUUUUAAUGAUUAUUUCCAGGCAGAAAUUUAGAUAUAGUGGGCUAUAGGUUUUAUUACCUGUGUUUAAAUAAAACCUAUAGCUUUACAUAAAUAUUUGAAAAUGUUAUUUCAGUGGGACACAAAUGACAUACAAUCAUGAUUCACAUUGUUAUCUUACUUCUCUCUUGACAUUGUACUGUUGAUUAAUAGAGCUUAUCAGGAAUAAUAUACUUCUCCUCAAACACACUUUAUACACACUACAUUUCCUCUGGUGUCCCUCAGCAUGCAGGUUCCACCCCCUUUGUGUGCUCAGCCAAUCAACAGCCUCCCUAUUUUCCUCUCAUCUACCUGGUUAAUGAAGUGAUACUGUUAAGGUGAGAGGAGUGCUACAGAAAAUACAUUUUUACAUUGGUGCUCUGGAAAUCUGGUUCGAGAUUGACAGAACAGGCACAUCGUAAAGCUCUGAAACACAUAAACUGCAGUGAAGGAGAUGAACCACAGCAGUGCUGAUCAGGACUGUGAUUCUACACAGAUGCUGCACUACCUCAGUAAAGAGGAGGUUGUUGCCAUGGAGAUGGAGUUGCUGAGGGACUAUCACUUUGGUCUGCAUCAGCUGACAGAAAUUUUAGGCCAUGCCUGUGCUGUUGCCAUCACAAAGACGUACCCGCUGAGCACUCUGGGAAAGAGGCAGCCCACUGUACUAGUGGUGUGUGGGCCAGAUCAGAACGGCUGCAUCGGCCUGGCAUGUGCACGCUAUCUGAGAUUAUUUGAAUACAUGCCCACUGUCUUCUACCCAAAACGGUCCUCACAAAGUCCUCACCUGGACUUCACUGUACAGUGUGAAAAAAUGGACAUCCCCUUCCUGUCCUACCUGCCCACAGAGGUGCAGCUUAUAAACGAUGCAUAUAACCUGGUGGUGGAUGCACUGCUGGGUCCAGAGACAGAACUGGGAACAGCAGAAGAACCCUUCACCAGCAUCAUGCUUACUCUCCGCGGGGUCAAAAUCCCCAUCGCCAGCCUCGACAUCCCUUCAGGUUGGGACCCUGAUGAAGCCAGCAGCAAUGGGAUUAAUCCUGACGUCCUCAUCUCUCUGAUGGCACCAAAGAGAUGUGCACUCAGUUUCUCUGGGAUACAUUUACUCGCUGGACGCUUACUGCCCUACGAUAUUCAGAAGAAAUAUGAGCUCAACCUACCCAAGUUCCCCAGUACAGCCUGUAUUACUGAGCUCCACUAACAAGUCUGUA
Messenger RNA from Pangasianodon hypophthalmus (striped catfish), 2315 nucleotides. RefSeq names its product yjeF N-terminal domain-containing 3-like. NCBI's taxonomy places the organism in Eukaryota, Metazoa, Chordata, Actinopteri, Siluriformes, Pangasiidae. The transcript is spliced from 6 exons. Gene Ontology annotation, molecular function: NAD(P)HX epimerase activity. The record is from RefSeq and is a predicted model, not a curated record. Gene Ontology annotation, cellular component: mitochondrion. Bases 1562 to 2305 code for a protein of 247 amino acids.